AGCUCAGCCACACAUGUUGGUAAGGCAUCACCAAUUGUCAAUCACUGGGCAGUUCUCAACUUCACUCAUCGUUACGCGGCUUUCCAGGUUCCUUUGACCAUCACUAAAUAUAUUUUCGCUUCUUGUGCAGCACCACGGACGAGUUAUUCAGUUGCUCGAUAUUUCAGUUAUCCUCUCAGGACGUCCCUUGUUCGAUUACCAAGUGGUAAAGUCGUCGACUCCCCGCCACCAUGUCGUGGUCUGGGUUCAAGAAAAAUGUCAACCGCGCGACGACGCAGGUGAUGAUGAAAACAGGGCAUGUGGAGAAAACGAAUGACCGAGAUUAUGAGAUUGAAGAGAGACGCUACAGGACAAUGGAGACGGCAGUGAAUCGCCUGCAGAAAGAAGCAAAAGGAUAUCUCGAUUCGCUCAGAGCAAUGACUGCAUCUCAAAUGAGAAUCGCGGAGACAAUCGACGCCUUUUAUGGUGACGCUGGAACAAGAGAUGGUGUGAGCCGAAGUUAUAAGCAAGCUGUGGAGGACCUAGAUGCAGAAACCAUCAAGGCGCUAGAUGGACCUUACCGGACGACGGUUCUCGAUCCCAUUUCCCGCUUCUGUGCAUAUUUCCCUGAUAUAAACGAGUGCAUCAAAAAGCGCAACCACAAGCUACUCGACUACGACUCCAUGCGCGCUAAGGUCAAGAAAUUAGUCGAAAAGCCAGACAAGGAUGCCAGCAAACUACCGCGAGCGGAGCGCGAAACCGAGCUCGCCAAGCAAGCCUACGAGCAGCUCAAUGAACAACUCUUCACGGAACUACCGCAGCUUAUCGACCUGCGUGUUCCGUACCUAGAUCCUAGCUUUGAGGCUCUGGUUAAGAUCCAACUGCGGUUUUGUGCAGAGGCUUACUCGCGCAUGGCGCAAGUGCAGCAGUAUCUGGAUGCAGACACGAGAGAUCAAUAUGCAAAUGGAGAUUUGGAUAAUAGGGUCGAGGAAGUGUUGCAGGAGAUUCGGGAUUUGAGUAUUGCUGGGACUGUCUAAACUGAAAAUUGCUUCAUUUAACAUAAGUAGUGUUUAUAUUUGUAUCAUUUCCAUUCCUUCUGGAAAGAUUUUAAUGACCUGUUCAUUAUUCCUGUUUAUCUUCAGGCUCCCACCCUAAUUUAUACAUACUAUUUCAGCUUUCGCUUCAUUGAUGCUGCCACGGAAAUGAAAAAGGAAGAUUUCAGAGGACGUCAACGAGCAGACAUUCCAU
Molecule: messenger RNA, 1227 nt
Organism: Talaromyces proteolyticus
Lineage: Eukaryota; Fungi; Ascomycota; Eurotiomycetes; Eurotiales; Trichocomaceae
Product: putative BAR adaptor protein RVS161
Exons: 6
Coding region: 231-1016 (261 amino acids)
Biological process (GO): plasma membrane tubulation; actin filament organization; actin cortical patch localization
Cellular component (GO): actin cortical patch; Rvs161p-Rvs167p complex; medial cortex
Molecular function (GO): lipid binding; protein binding
Source: RefSeq, a predicted model, not a curated record